AUGGCGGCCGCUGCUGCUCCGGGCCCGGCAGGACAAACGCCGGCGCCGGGCUCGGCGGACCCGGGUUACGCCUCGUUGUCUGUGCACGGCUCCGGGUCCGGGUCCGUCCCCGAGGCCCUGCCGUGGCUCGACGCAACGAUGGACACCGCAGCAGACGACGCCUCUGCCUCUGCCUUUGCACAACGCGCCAUCAUCACCACCGCCGCGGCAACGGCAACGCCGGCGACCACGACGACAAGCACCGGCACCCCCCGUCCGCGGCCGCUCUUCACGCAAGACGCGGUCCGCACGCUGCGCCGCUGGUUCGCCGCCAACAAGCACCACCCCUACCCGACGCGCGAUGACAAGGACGCCCUCUGCGCCCUGACCGGCCUCGACGUCGUCCAGGUCGCCAACUGGUUCGCCAACGCCCGCCGCCGGCGCAUCAAGGUCGGGAGCCCGCCCCCGCCACCGUCGUCUGCUGCCGCGGCGGCGUCCAGCGCGCGGUUCGUACAUGCGCAGAUCAGCAGGCAGCAGUCAGGCUCAUCGUCCCCGGCGUCUCCGUUGCGGGAAGCUGUCGAUGGCGCUGCUACUGUUGCUGUUGCUGCGGCGCCCAUCGACGUCAUCGUGCCGCCGCGCCGCGCCGCGACGCCGGGCAUAUUCGAGGACAUGAUGGAUCCGCUGCAGCGUUGGGCCAACUCCCCGCCCGAGGACGAGCCCGCCGCCGCGACGGCCAUCUACCGCGCCGCCAACGAGCCGUUUUACGCAUCGAGCACCGCCUCGCGCUCCGCGUAUUACCUUUCCGACGACGGGUCCAGCGCGUCCGCCAGCAACCGCUCCUCGCUGAGCCGCCACGGCGACAACAGCAACCCGCCCAGCGAAGGGUCCGUCGCCUCGUCCCGCUCCUCGAGCUUUGGCGUGCCCCCCUCGCCGCUGGACUACCAGAACCAGAAUCAGCAGCAACAGCGGCGGCAUCACCAGCACCGCCGGCGCCGCCGCAGAAGGAGGCACCAGGCCCUCCUCCCGCCGCGGCAGUCGACGCUCGGGCGGCCCUCGCGCGGCGUCUUCCAGUGCACGUUUUGCGUCGAGGAGUUUCGCACAAAGUACGACUGGCAGCGGCACGAGAAAACGUGGCACCUGCCGCUGGACCGGUGGGUGUGCACGCCCACGGGCCCCCUGGCCGUGCGACAGCACCACCACCAUCAUCGUCGCUCCGACGGGGACCAUGGGGAUGAUGAUGGUGGUGGUGAGGGCGGCGGCGGCCAAGGGCACGGCAACAACAACAACAACAACGGCAGCGGCGACACAACGCUCGUGUGCGUCUUCUGCGGCGAAGAGGGCCCCGACGCGGCGCACGUCGAGUCGCACAACUUUUCGCUCUGCAACCGCCGCGCCGUGGACGAGCGCACCUUCUACCGGCGCGACCACCUGAUGCAGCACCUGCGGCUGGUGCACCGCGUGGGCGCGGGCGUCCCCGGCGCGGCGUUUGACGAGUGGAAGGCCGCGGCGCCGCCGAUCCGCUCGCGGUGCGGCUUCUGCGGGCGGUGCCUCGACGACUGGGCCAUGCGCGUCGAGCACCUGGGCGAGCACUUCAAGGCGGGGAGCACGAUGCGCGACUGGGUCGGCGACUGGGGGUUUGACCCGGCGGUGCUGCAGACGAUUGAGAACUCGAUGCCGCCGUAUCUCCUCGACUACGAGCGCAACUCCCCCCUUCCCUACAAGGCCGGCGGCGCCUCCCCCUGGACGCCCUCGACGGCCUACGACCUGCUCAAGAUGGAGCUCCAGUACUGGAUCAUGAACCACCUCGACGCCGCGGGCGACCAGCCCCCCGACGCCGACAUCCAGCGCGAGGCCUGCCGCGUCAUCCUCAGCGCCGACCUCGCCGGCGGCGCGGCCUCCGCCUCCGCCUCCGCUUCCAUGUCCUCGGCCGCUCCACCAGCAGCCAGACCAUCCGCCCCAGCACCAACAUCAUCAACGGCUGGACCAUCAGCAUCAGCAUCAGCGGGAACCGCGGCGGCACCGACAAAACCAAGCCCCUCGUGGCUGCGCGACCUCGCCACCGCCUCGCCCGAGAUCCUCCAGGGCGCCAUGCUGCAGACGGUGCGCGGCCAGGCCGAGAACCGCCUCACCACGCUGCGCAUCAACGGCAAGGACGACAUCUUUGAGGGGUGCGAGCUCGAGCGCCGCCUGCGGGCCGCCGUUGCGCGCGCGGCGCGUCUGAGGCCCGCGCCACUGUCGGACCGCGAGAUGCAGGCCGAGGCGGCGCGCAUCGUGCGCCUGACGGAGGAGCGGUCGAGCGCGCCGUCGGAUGUGGUGGCCGGGUGGCUGCUGAGGAUGAUUUAUGCGUCGACGGAGUGGCUAGAGGGGGUGAAGGGCCGGGCGUUGGGGCAGAUGGGGGAGGAUGAGCACCAGGAGGAGGAUGGCGAUGGGGAAGAUGAGCGUCACCAGUUGGAUGGGACGGAUCUUGACGUUGCGGCGCUGGGGGCGCGGAUGGAUCUCCUCUUGCCGGGGGGUCAUCAGGGGUUGACUACCGACGGCAUCGUCGCUCCCACCGCCGUGUUCCCUCCCCUCAAUCCUCUCCCGACGACCGACGACAUGGACCUCUUCUGGGCGCUCGACCUCCCCGCCGACGACGCCGUCACCCAACCGCCCUUCAUCAGUAACACCACAACCACAACACCACCGCACGAGGAGGAGCAAUCCCGCCUCUACCAGCUCCACACCAUGAACAACCCGCACCGCGGCCGACACCAUCCCCUCCUUGCCACCACCAGCGCUGCCACUGCUACCACCACCGCCACCACAACAGCGGCCGGUAUGGCCCUAGCAUCCACGACGACGACGUCGCGAUCCUCACCCGCGGGCAGCACCACGGCAAGCGGACCCCACGGGCACCACUCGCAGCUGGCCGCCGCAGUCACGGCGUCGACGCGCCCGCCCUACUUCCCCAACGACGCCAACGCGUACCGCCGCCUGGCGCACGACCUGGCGCGCUUCGUGGCCGCGGCCGUGUCGGACAAGAACCCGAAUAGGCACGUGCCGAGCGACGAGGAGAUUCAGUACCAGGCGCGGUGGCUCGAGUUUGACGACGACGACCCGUGGAACCAGACGGCGGCGGAUAACCCCGAGUGGCUGAUGCGGUUCAAGCGCGACGUGGGCUUGCUGCCGCAGGAGUCGGGCCCCGGAUUGGGGCUGGGGUACUUUGUCGCGGCGCGGCCGAGGUGA
Messenger RNA from Purpureocillium lilacinum, 3204 nucleotides. RefSeq lists its product as uncharacterized. Gene Ontology annotation, molecular function: RNA polymerase II cis-regulatory region sequence-specific DNA binding. The record is from RefSeq and is a predicted model, not a curated record. NCBI's taxonomy places the organism in Eukaryota, Fungi, Ascomycota, Sordariomycetes, Hypocreales, Ophiocordycipitaceae. Gene Ontology annotation, biological process: regulation of transcription by RNA polymerase II.